CCUUUCAAGUCCACCAUCAUAACGGAUUCCGUUCCUUGUAGGACUGAAGCUAAUAUUUAUUUACAAUAUCAAAUAUUCUGUGAAAAUUUCGUUCGAAGCACAGAAAUUAAUUUCGCGCACCAAUUUUCUCUUAAAUUUCUCUCAGGUUUUUAUACAUAUAGGUAUUCUCAAUUAUCCCAUAAUUAUGCCAGUCUGCAUAUUGACGUGUGAGGCAAGCUAUUCUUCUGUGGACGAUUGGAACAUCUCCAUAUUUGGCUUAGAAGUCACCCAAGCCGAGGAAUUGAAGUCACGACAUCCCGAACUAAACAUCGUAUCAUCCGACAUUCUUACUGUUGACGCUAUGCCAAACCUGGACGCCAACAGCACUCAUUUUGAGUUCCAACAACGUGUGAAGGACACAUUUUCAGUCAUGAAGGAUAAGCCGGAAGCGAUUUUGAGUUUGGCCGCCACAUACAUCAACGCUUUGGCAGAUUUAAAAUACGUUGUUAUCAACACUACGGCAGUUUCUAUUGGUGGACUUAAUAAGUGGACUUAUGCUCUGCAAAUGUAGAUUUAAGCUUUACAGCCUGGGAAGUUUUCUCAAUUUUUAUAAGAAAUCCACAUUUAUGGAGUAAUACUAUCAUAAAUAAAAUCAAGAAUUUUACUCAUGAA
This is a messenger RNA of Folsomia candida, 651 nucleotides long. RefSeq lists its product as uncharacterized. The transcript has 3 exons. Lineage: Eukaryota; Metazoa; Arthropoda; Collembola; Entomobryomorpha; Isotomidae. The coding region runs from base 185 to 550 and encodes 121 amino acids. The record is from RefSeq and is a predicted model, not a curated record.